This is a messenger RNA of Papilio polytes (common Mormon), 435 nucleotides long. RefSeq names its product chorion class A protein PC292-like. Bases 1 to 435 code for a protein of 144 amino acids. Gene Ontology annotation, cellular component: egg chorion. Gene Ontology annotation, molecular function: structural constituent of egg chorion. The record is from RefSeq and is a predicted model, not a curated record. Gene Ontology annotation, biological process: chorion-containing eggshell formation; multicellular organism development. The transcript is spliced from 2 exons. NCBI's taxonomy places the organism in Eukaryota, Metazoa, Arthropoda, Insecta, Lepidoptera, Papilionidae.
AUGACCGCAUUGACAAUUUCCCUAUUGUGUAUCCAAGCUUAUUUACUCCAGAAUGUCCUCGGUCAAUGUUUAGAGCCAGGUAUCGGUCUUGCAGCGGGCUUAGUACCAGAAAUUGGAUUUGGUUUGGGCCCUGGAGUUCCUGAGGCAUACGGACCCGGUAUAGCUCCAGGUUUUGGUUACGGUUAUGGAUUUGGGCCUGCGCCGUAUGGUCCUGGUCCUUAUGGUCCUGGUCCUGCUUAUGGUCCUAGUUACGGUGGCGCUGGGAUAGGUGAUGUAGCUGUCGCUGGAGAGAUGCCAGUCGCUGGAACGACCGUUGUGGCAGGACAAGUGCCGAUACUUGGAGCGGUUCAGUUCGGUGGUGAUGUACCAGCUGGUGGUAUAGUCACCAUUUCUGGGAGAUGUGGUUGUGGGUGCAAUGGACCGUAUAUGUAUUAA